UGUGGAUCGUGGCCAUGGUGGGCCUGAGCUUGGCCUGGCUGCCCGUGGUGGAGGCGGCCCGAGGGGGGAAACUCUUCGACUACAUCCAGGCCAUCUCCAGCUACCUGGCCCCGCCCGUCGCCGCCGUCUUCUUCCUCGCUGUCUUCGUGCCCCGCGUCAACGAGCCCGGCGCGUUUUGGGGUCUGCUGGGGGGUCUGUGCCUGGGCCUGUCCCGUUUGGUGCCCGAGUUCGCCCUGGGGGAUUUGGGGGGAGGGUCCUGCGGGACCCCCGGGCGCUGCCCCCGCGCCCUCUGCGGCCUCCACUACCUGCACUUCGCCGUCCUCCUCUUCCUCGCCACCGCCGGGGUCACCCUGGGGGUGUCCCUCUGCCACCCCCCCAUCCCCAAAAAACAC
Molecule: messenger RNA, 392 nt
Organism: Neopelma chrysocephalum (saffron-crested tyrant-manakin)
Lineage: Eukaryota; Metazoa; Chordata; Aves; Passeriformes; Pipridae
Product: sodium/glucose cotransporter 2-like
Exons: 2
Biological process (GO): sodium ion transport; transmembrane transport
Cellular component (GO): plasma membrane
Molecular function (GO): D-glucose:sodium symporter activity
Source: RefSeq, a predicted model, not a curated record